CUGACUGAAGUGGGCGGGGUCUUUCCAUACGAUGCCGGAAGUGUUAUGUAUUACAGUUAAUGUGAACACACCGAGCUUUGUUUUCACAAUGUCUAAAUAUGAGGAAAAUAUAUGAGAUAAAUACAUCAAAGCGUCUUUGAAAGCGUAAAGGAGUGCGGUGAAAGCAGGCAGGAGGCAUGAUGUCUGAGCACAGCGACUCCAGUCUGCCGUCUGAGGAGAGGGUCCGUGCUCUCACCAAGCUGGGCAGCUCUGUGGACGUCAGUGAGGAUGUGCCGCCGCGCCGGUACUUCCGAUCAGGGAUGGAAAUCAUCCGAAUGGCCAGCAUCUAUGCAGAGGAGGGGAAUGUCGAGCAUGCGUUCAUUCUUUACAAUAAGUACAUCACGUUGUUCAUUGAAAAACUUCCUAGACAUCGUGAAUAUAAAACAGCCAAUAUUCCUGAGAAGAAAGAAACGAUGAGGAAAUUAAAGGAAGUUGCUUUUCCGAAAGCUGAGGAACUGAAAAAGCUGCUUCUCAAGCAGUACGAAAAAGAACAUGCCGAAUAUUUUGUUCAAAAGCAAGCGGAGGAUGAGGCCCAGGCUCGAGAAGUGGCCAAGCAGCGGGAUCUGGAGGCCGAGAGGCAGAGACAGGCCGAGCAGCAGCAGCGUAUGCGUGAGCAGGAGCAGUUCAGUGCCUUUGAGGAGAUGAUCCGCAGACAGCAGCUGGAGAAGGAGCGCCAGCGCAUCAUGCAGGGGUUCAGUGUCCCGGAGUCACCCACCUCUCCCCGAGAUCUCCUGGUGCCUGAUGUACAAGGACCUCCACAGGCCUCAUUUACACCACCGACGACCCCUGGAGGAACCCCGAACCAUGUCUCUCAAACUUCACCCCUCCCAGCAUUUGACCGCUCUCUGAAGCCGAGUGUUCCAGUCAGUGCAGGACACAGUGCGUUGGUAAACGGCUUACGGCAGCUCUUUGUGCCCGCCGAGCUGUGCCAGAGGUUUUUAAAGCUAGCAGAUGCCAACACAACACGGGCCGUGGAGACCUGUGGGAUUCUCUGCGGCAAGCUGAUGAAGAACGCCUUCACAGUGACACACGUGAUCGUGCCCAAGCAGUGUGGAGGACCAGAUUACUGUGACACAGAGAACGAGGAGGAACUUUUCCUAAUCCAGGAUCAGAAUGAUCUCAUUACACUGGGCUGGAUUCAUACCCACCCGACCCAGACGGCCUUUUUAUCCAGUGUGGACCUGCACACACAUUGCUCUUAUCAAAUCAUGCUUCCAGAGUCUAUAGCCAUUGUGUGCUCACCUAAAUUCAAUGAGACGGGCUACUUCCGGCUGACAGACUACGGGAUGGACGAGAUCUGUUCCUGCAAACAAAGAGGAUUCCACCCGCAUCCAAGGGAGCCGCCCCUCUUCUCUGCUAGUCAACACAUCACCAUCACUGACGGAAGUGUGAACGUGAUGGAUUUGCGGUGAUUUCAUCACUGCUGCUGCUGCGAAAUACGUGCCUUUGCUCUUGACCUCACAGCGACUUGCCAAGAAGCUCCUAAUAGGCCAAAAAGGUCCCGUGCUGAACAUUGCUACAUAGACACUGGGCCUCUAUUAUCACAUCUUAGCAUUCUAUAUUGGUUUAAUUCUGUAAUAUCCAAAUGUGUCCAGUAGGAGCUUAAAGUUGAGGUGUGUAGUUUGUAGCAUUAGCAGCAUCGAAUGGAUUUGUGAAAAUGAAGAAAGUUGUGCCCUUAAGAAAGCAUAAUGGAAAAAUAGUGAUGCAUGGCUUCUGUGAGCUUCCAUUUGUUGAAACCAGGUAAUUCUAUUAUUAACUAAUUAUGUUGCAGAAAUUACACACUUCCCCUAUGAACACCUAUAAAUAUUUCAGUGUGCACUGCAAAAAAAGAUUUUCCAAUACAAGUAUCUAAACAUUUACUUGAGAAACAAAAUUAAUUAAGUCUCAUUUUCUAACAAAAAAUAGCAAAAG
Messenger RNA from Sinocyclocheilus grahami, 1950 nucleotides. Its product is annotated as STAM-binding protein-like A. Gene Ontology annotation, molecular function: protein binding; K63-linked deubiquitinase activity; metal-dependent deubiquitinase activity. The transcript has 10 exons. Gene Ontology annotation, biological process: protein K63-linked deubiquitination. The record is from RefSeq and is a predicted model, not a curated record. NCBI's taxonomy places the organism in Eukaryota, Metazoa, Chordata, Actinopteri, Cypriniformes, Cyprinidae. The coding region runs from base 177 to 1451 and encodes 424 amino acids. Gene Ontology annotation, cellular component: endosome; cleavage furrow.